ACGUCGUACGUAGAGGCGUUCGGUUAGCAAAACCGCUAAUGCCUUUUCCUUUCAAGCCACUUCUGUCGAUUCAUUUUUGCAGAGAAGGAAACCGUGCAAAGCCAACAUGAGGUACAUCACGUAAUUUUUUGACGAUUUACUUUGGAGCUACCUUAACAGUGCGGGCUCAGCAGUCCUCCUAAUGCAGUGGUACCUCAGUGGUUAAGGUAGUAUAUAAUGGGUGAAUUCUCCAUGCAGGAGCAGCCUUUAGUAGAUUAAUCUUAUUCUCUUCUGCUAUCAUCCCGACUGUGGCUCCAAGCUAUAACUCAUCAUGACCAAUCACCUUGAGCUGUUAAAUGAGCUGCAACAGCUUGACAAGGCACCAAGUCUUGAACGGCUGCGAGCAGCUCAGAAGCGACGCACCCAACAACUGAAACGAUGGGCCAUAUAUGAAAAAGAGAUGCAGAACAGGAAGCGCAAGACUGACAGAAGACGUGGAAAUGGAAACCACGGAAAUGCUGCAGAGAUUCGUAAACGGGUGUCAUUUGCAGCAAAUGUGGCAUUGUUAGAAGCCUCAGCAAGGAAUGACCUGCAAGAAGUGAGAUACCUACUAAAAUACAGUGUUAGUCCUGAUCUCUGUAAUGAAGAUGGUCUCACUGCAAUGCACCAGUGUUGUAUAGAUAACUAUGAAGAGAUGGUUCAGGUGUUGUUGAGUCGAGGUGCAAGUGUCAAUGCUCAGGAUAAUGAGCUGUGGACACCACUUCAUGCUGCAGCUACAUGUGGACAUACUGGGCUUGUCAGGAUCCUCAUCCAACAUGGUGCUGACCUACUAGCUGUCAAUUCUGAUGGUAACAUGCCCUAUGAUCUUUGUGAAGAUGAUCCCACACUUGACAUCAUUGAAACAGCCAUGGCCAAUCGAGGAAUUACGCAAGAUAUGAUAAAUGAAACUCGAGCAGCAGCAGAGAGGAGGAUGACGAAAGAUAUCCAGAAUCUUCUACAUGAUGGAAAGGACAUCAAUCAACCGGACUCACAGGGAGCUACUCUGCUGCACAUUGCAGCAGCUAAUGGUUACAUGGAGGCAGUGGAGCUACUACUGGAGGGAGGAGCAUUGAUGAACUUAAUAGACUCUGAUGGGUGGCAGCCUUUACAUGCGGCAGCCUGCUGGGGACAAUUGCAUGUAGCAGAGCUGUUGGUGUCUCAUGGGGCCAGUCUAAAUGCCAAAACCUACAUGGAGGAGACACCUAUAGACCUUUGUGAAGAUGAAGACUUCAGGAAUCAUCUCCUGGACUUGAAACACAAACAUGAUGUUAUCAUGAAGUCGCAGCUGCAGCACAAGACCUCACUUUGUCGUCGCACAAGUAGUGCAGGCAGCCGCGGGAAGGUGGUGCGGAGGGCUAGUCUGUCACUCAGACACAACCUAUGCCAAAAAGAGUAUGAAACAGAGGCUAUUGUAUGGCGAGGUGGAAGAGAGGAAGAGGAGGAGAGAGAGAAGGAGUCUGAUCAGGAAAACAGCCACACAGUGAAGUCUGUGAAGUGGCACAGAGCAAAUCAUAUCUUAAAAGAUGGUGAUCAACAAACUUACUCUGUCUCAACUAAAACCUGCAUUAGAGCUUCUUCCACUUCUAAUAGAAACUCAUUGACUCCUGAAGCGAGUUUGACUACCUCUAAGGACUCUUGGACCAGGAAUCGUGCUCAGACACUUUCUGAACUCAAAAAACAGCGAGCUGCAGCCAAACUUCUUAGUCAUCCCAUUCUCAAUGGUCACAUUAACAAUGGAUCCAUGGCUGCAAAAAAGGCUCAGAACAGUUAUGAGGACCACUGCAUGCCAGUUGUCUCCUCCAAUGGCAACACAAUUUAUUUCACUCUUGCUAGUGGAGACCCCCCUCUCCUCAAACUCAAGCAACCAAUAGAGGAGGAGGAAGAGACCAAUAGUCACGGAUGCUGCUGCAUUUCAUAGGUCAAAUAGUGGGCCAUGUCACAGCAUCAUGGAGCAGCUAACUGAAUGGACACUGUGGGAAAACUGAAUUCAAAUAAGAGCUGAAAGCAAACCCUAGCUGAUAAGGCAUGUAGGUCUUAACAUUGCGUAAAUGGCACAAACAAUUAAAAUAUAAGAAAUACAUAAAAUAUUUGAUUUUAUUUAAAUCUGUAUUGCACUUGCCUUUGCAUAACACUGUUUACCACAAGCAUGCUGCCAUUCUUUUCUAGUCUUCUUAUUGUUAUGAAAUGUACAUCAGCACCUUUAUUGCCAAUCAGCUGAAAAUUAAAUAUCUCUCUCUCUCACAUACACACACAUGCACACAUCAGCCAUAACAUUAAAACCACCUGCCUAAUAUUGUGUAGGUCCCCAUUGUGUCUCCAAAACAGCUCUGACCUAUUGUGGCAUGGACUGCACAAGACCUCUGAAGGUGUCCUGUGGGCUCAGGCACCAAGAUGUUAGCAGCAGAUCUUUUAAAUUCUGUAAGUUGCGAGGUGGAUCCUCCAUGGAUUGGAUUUGUUUUUCCAGCACAUCCCAGAGAGGCUUGAUAAGAUUGAAAUUCGGGGGACUUUGGAGGCCAAUUCAACACCUAGAAUGUUUCAUUAUGUUCAUCAAACCAUUCCUAAACAUUUUUGCAGUGUGAAAGAGGCCACUGGCAUUAGGGAAUACCAUUGCCAUGAAGGGAUACACUUGAUUUGCAAAGUUUAGGUAGGUGGUACAUGUUACAGUAAUUGCUACAUGAAGGCCCAGACCCAAUGUUUGCAUGUAGAAAUGGUCCCAGAUCAUCACACUGCCUUCACUGGCUUGUCAUCUUCCUAUAGUGUAUCCUGGUGCCAUCUCUUCCCCAGGUAAGCAAUGCACACGCACCCAGCUGUCCACAUGAUAUUCACUAUUGUAAGAACUGUCACAAGUGGACUGGGUUCAGCAUGAGCACUUUGAUGUGUUUGUGGUUACACCGUCUCUCAUGCAGCAGGUCAAGUCAAAUGUAUUUAUUUACAAGGUUUUCACAAAGCAGUUUUACAAAUGUAUGGGUGCAGGUCCUUA
Messenger RNA from Electrophorus electricus (electric eel), 2998 nucleotides. NCBI's taxonomy places the organism in Eukaryota, Metazoa, Chordata, Actinopteri, Gymnotiformes, Gymnotidae. The record is from RefSeq and is a predicted model, not a curated record.